AUGAGUCACGAAGUCACCACCUUUCUGUGGGAACUUCUAGUCUGCGAGGAGUUUCUGCGAAGCUAUUCUGCUCCAAGCGUGUUGACGCCAACAAUUUAUUCGGAGGUCCGCGGGCAACUGGACCUCGGCCCUCCGAACCGGCAUAUCGCAGAUAUUUACGGGCGCUUGAGCAGAUUGGAGAAAUCUACCCAUGCUGUAACGGCCUACACCAUAAACGACACAUCUCCCGGCCCAACAGAACCCAGCAACGAGCGCAUAGCGAACGCGAGCAACAACGCCAAAGAUUGGGAAGAACUCGAAUCAACUGUGGCAAGUUCAACACCUCGCCAGGCAACGAACUUGGACAAGAGCAAAAUCGCCUCGCAGUAUAAUGUCGGAAUUCCUUCGCCAGAUCCCGCAGCUAGCACAGUCAAACUUGGAUGUGGCUCAAAUACCCAUUUAAACUCCGGCUGCAAUGCCAGCGACUUGGUCCGUCAACUCCCGACCGUGUACACUGCACGAUUGCUUUUCGAGCACUAUGUCCAGGUAGUUGACUGCAUGCAUCGUGAGCUUCACGUCCCUUCUGCUAGCAUACUCCUAGAAGAAAGCUAUUCGCUGCUGGCCAAAUCUCUUGAAGUCUCGAGAGAAGUGCUUACCUUCUUGUUUUGUAUUUUCGCAUCCAGCUCGUUCCAUAUAUGUCAUGCGCACUGCCACCUAGCACCAAAGGGCCUCACCGACAGCUCGCAGUGGUCCGCUGUAUGGAAGAUGACCGCAAGCGACCUAAUAUAUGAUAGAAGAGUAAUGGUUUCUACCUCUCUAUUGUCUCUUCAGUCGGUAUCUAUCAUGCUUCUUCUUGAAUGGAACUCCGAGGGUCAAUCGGCAGAGUUCUAUGCUCUCAAGAGUAUUGCGUACCAGAAAGCAAUAUCCAUGGGAAUUCACAGAUUAGAUGCUGGUGCCGGUGGUAAAGACGGGAAUGUUAUUGAAUCGGAAUUAAAACGGAGACUUUGGUGGCAUCUAGCAGCUUCAGAUUGGAUUACCGCCAGUAUUCCUGGUAACCAAGAGGGCAUGUACUCUGUGAAUCCAGCACAUGCCCGAGUCACAUACCCCGCCAAUCUCGACGAUAGAGUCUUAUCAAAUUCACACCCGCCAGUGAACCUUCCAGAAGAUCAGCCAACCUCAACAUCGUUCUUGAUUCAGCGAGCCAAGUUUGCCGAGCUCUGCCGCCAACUCGCAGAUUCAAUACAAAAUGCUGGAAUAACAGAGGAGUCCCAGCCCUGCAAUCUUACCUAUGAAUUCAGCCAUCGAUUGAGACGCUUCGAGGAAGAUCUGCCGUGGUUCUUCCGUAUGGACGAAGAAAACAAGGAUAAGGCCAAUGCGCUAGCACUCAAUCGCCCAUACCUGGUACCGCAGAAACAUUUCUUGUUGUUCGGAAUAUAUUCACGAAUCGUCCGACUGCAUCGACCAUUCCUCUCGAUGAAGCUGCGAGAGCCCGAGUUUUCUGAAUCUCGAACAGUAUGCCUCCAGUACGCGGAGAAGAUCUUGAAGCUUCGCAACAGUAUCGACCUCUCAGGAAUUUGUCACUGCGUAAACUCGUACAGUAUCCGUCAGCACACCUUUGGCGCACUGUUACUUCUGUCGAUGGACAGUAUGCUCGAGACCGAUAUGUUUCGCGCUCAACCUCGAAAAGCAGAGCUGAUCGAGAUCAGUAAGACCUUGAGAGACAAGGAAAUGUCAUCGAACAGAUCCAGUAGCGGCAUUGUGUUUGGAAUUGACAAGUUGAUUGACCUGCUGAGAAAGUCAACUCUAGAUACUCCAGUAUUAGACUCCUCGAGUUCUUCGACAGAGAGAACAGCACAGGUGACGUUGCAAAACCCAAGCCGAUUGCCCUUGAGCGAUAUAAAUGCCCCGGUCACAGCUAGAAGUCUUCCAGACUAUUUUUCGGAGCCAAGUCACACAACCUCGCCGAUGCCGAUGCCGAUGCCGACACCAAUAUUUUCUGAGGUAACUCUGGACGAUUUCCUCAAUCAGAUAGAUGGCAUGGAAGGUUUUGACUGGGAUGGUAUUUUUCCAGUUUGA
This is a messenger RNA of Exophiala spinifera, 2055 nucleotides long. RefSeq lists its product as uncharacterized. The record is from RefSeq and is a predicted model, not a curated record. Bases 1 to 2055 code for a protein of 684 amino acids. Lineage: Eukaryota; Fungi; Ascomycota; Eurotiomycetes; Chaetothyriales; Herpotrichiellaceae. The transcript has 3 exons.